This is a messenger RNA of Diaporthe amygdali, 1398 nucleotides long. RefSeq lists its product as uncharacterized. The transcript has 5 exons. The coding region runs from base 1 to 1398 and encodes 465 amino acids. The record is from RefSeq and is a predicted model, not a curated record. NCBI's taxonomy places the organism in Eukaryota, Fungi, Ascomycota, Sordariomycetes, Diaporthales, Diaporthaceae.
AUGGGUCAAACUUCACGGGUCGUUCCGCUGUGGGCUUGUUGCCCAGGUGACAGGUUUGUGAUAAGGUCAGUGCUCUCGAGAUUCCCCAUUCUGCCAGCCCUCGUCGCUCUCGUCAUCAUGUUUCAAACGGGCACUUCCAUUUUCCUUUCGCAGACGCACUUGAGUACCACGACUCGGCGGCGACUCCGCUUCUUCGACAGCAGACCCAGAAGAAAAGGAGCAAUCCGAUUAUCGACUGAAGUCAACGAGAUGUCGGCGGAGCAAGGACCUCUCGUGUCGGACCAGACCGCGUGGCAGGCCACCAGGCCUCUGGUUCGCGCGGCAAUCGCAGCCAUUGUUGUCGACACAGUCAUCGUCGCGGCGAAGACCUUCUCAAGGCUUGGCAUCGCCAAAUUACGCUUCUGGUGGGACGACUUCUGGAUCAUUGUUGGCUGGCUGCUGUUGAUGCCAAUAUGUGGUAUGGGGAUGGCAAUGGCGAAGGUGGAAACGGCCUGGAGCAACGAAGACCGCAUCAUCUUAAAUUUGGAGGAGAACGCAAUCUUGUUAAAGAUCAUAUAUGCGUUGCUGCAGUGCCUGCUCGCAUCAUAUGCGGCCACACGGUUUUCCAUCCUCGCCCUCUACCUGCGCAUUUUCUCCGACAAGCGGUUGAGAAUCGCAAUCUGGACCGUCACAGCUUUCGUCACUUUACAAUGGGUCGGCUUUGCCAUCACCUCAGUUUUCCAGUGCAUACCAGUAUACCACUUCUGGGACAGAUCCAUUGAGGGUACUUGUGUCGAUGUCGACAAGUUUUACAGAUCCGUCACUCCUUUCAACCUCGUCGUCGACGUCGCGCUCGUUAUUAUGCCACUCCCCACGGUCUGGCGACUCAAAGCAACCAACACGCGGAAAUGGGCUCUUACAUUGCUGUUCGGAAUUGGCAUCGCAGCUCUGGUAGCCUCCGCGAUUCGCCUUUCCGUGUACGAGAGGCACACAGCUAAAUACAUCGCACCAUCAUACACGAACGUCAUGAUCCUCUGGCUCGUGAUUGAGCCUUCGAUUUACCUGAUUGCAGCCUGUCUACCUGCAAUGCAUCACAUUGUCGCAGCUGCGGUCCCCCGUAAGUUUGCCAAUUGGAUGUCAGACCGUAUGGCAAGGAUCAGUCGACUCCAAAGUACUGUGUUGGGCCGGAGUAAGACGGGCGUCUCAAUGACAAGUGACUCCCGUGGUCUAACUGACGAUACUGAGAUGGUCCUCGAGCUUGGGACAGCCCCUCCGACCAAAGCACGUGUUGAGGUGGCGCCAGACGAGGUAAAGGCCAUGACAGAUCCCUGGAUGGAAAAUCAGGGCAUCGUGGUGACGACUGACAUCAAAAUCGAAGUGAGUCAAGAGGAUCGCAUUGAGCGGAUCAUUGGGUUCUGA